This is a messenger RNA of Aureobasidium pullulans EXF-150, 941 nucleotides long. RefSeq lists its product as uncharacterized. Bases 1 to 681 code for a protein of 226 amino acids. The transcript has a single exon. The record is from RefSeq and is a predicted model, not a curated record. NCBI's taxonomy places the organism in Eukaryota, Fungi, Ascomycota, Dothideomycetes, Dothideales, Saccotheciaceae.
AUGGAUCAGCUAUUCCAACCCUCCGUGGACUUCCAACGCGUUCAAUAUCUCGCAUCGCCGUCGAAGAUCCUUACGCCGACCAUCUCAAGAACACCCAAGACAGGUUUCCUCUCGCUGCCUCUUGAAGUAAGACAAAUGGUCUACCGCGAAACCACGCAAGAAGACCAGCAGAUCUUCACCAAAGGCUUACCGGCGAUACUGAAAGUCAGAUUGCAAAUCAGCGAAGAGAUCUACUCGCAUUGCACAAUCACCACCACUCUCCAAACAUCUAGCCUCUGCAUACAUUCCAGCCCCAAACUCACCAAAGUAGACAACUUUCAAAAGAUCACGUCGAACAAAGGUUUACGCAUCCUCCUCGACUGGAAAACGCCAUCAUGUCUCUGCAACACCUUUGACUGGGACCAUUGGCUGCAAGAGCAUCCACUCUACUAUUCCCAAGUACCAUACUGGGCAAUAUCAGCAGCUCGCGAUUUUGUGACUCUACUUCCUUUCUGCGGAUCAAAGGCUUCAAUGUUUCCGCUCAGGGGGAAAUGCUUCAUCGAUCAGCGGGGUGGCUUCGAAUCUCUCAGUCGAUACUUUAUCGCUGUCGAGACUCGUGAUCUCCGGCGCAAAGAGCGGCUCUCAAAGGUCCUCAAAAGGUUUGUUGAGGGUGGAAAUGUCGAGGUCCUUCUGAUGCCUUGAGGGUGUCAUAACAACACUGCACAUUCAAAACCAUCCUCGAUCACCAAAAGUCCACCUCUCUAUCAUGCAAAUCUACCAAGCUAUACACUCAUGCUACGCAUACGAGCUAUCCAUCGAGCUAAAUUUCCAAACUACCGCUACUUCCUCCGCUUCUUCCCAAGCGAGCUCAAACAACACCAUGUAGAACCAGCAUUCCAACAAAACGUCCAUAUAAAAACCAAAAAACAUGCCCUUCCAAAACUCCAACUUGAUUGUGCGUU